AGGAAGUAGCUUCAUUUUCAUAACAAAGACAUAUAACGCACUUUUCUCGCCAGAGUAUGAGAAAAUUUCCCAACUUUCAUGCUAAGCCGACCGGUAACACGGGCUAUUUUCAAUGUACGGACGUUCCUUUAACCGGUUAAAGUUUACUGCCGGGACAGUUUGUACUUUUUUCCCUUUCAUUAGGAGCACUUGGCUAACGUCUGAGUCAGGCUAGCCUGCACGGCUAGGCUAAUGUUUCCAGUAACUUUACUUGGAUAGAGAUUUUUCAUCCGGCGAUUUGAAUGUGCUUUCAGAUAGCUGUGAGAGUGGAGUAGUGUCUGUACAUCGAGAACUAGGUCUGCCUUUGUGAUGUGUUACCCGUCAGGACGAUUCGGUAAAUGUAUCACUAGCAGGACGAUGCCACGUUUGCAGUCCGGUGUGUGGAAGCAUUUCACACCAGCCAUAAAAGAUGGGAGGGAAACCUUCAUGUGCAACUACUGCUCGAAGACGUACACGAAGAACGCCACUAAGAUGCAGAUGCAUUUAGACAAAUGCAAGGAGUACUCUGUGGUUUCGCAGCAGUCGCCGGGCCCAGACGGCAGCUCGUCCGCCUCCAUCCCCGUUCCCUCCUUUUCUUUCCUACCAUCUGCCUCCCCCGGGAGACAGUUCCUCAUCGAUUCAGUGGAUCAGCGCAGCCAGGCGUACGCUGACGAGUGCCUGGCGAGAGCCGUGUACGCCACCUCCUCGCCCCUCACUCUCACAGACAAUAUUUAUUGGAAACGAUUUCUCAGCGUGCUCCGGCCUGCUUACUGUCCGCCCACCGGAGAAGCUUUGUCUUCUCAUCUUUUGGACUUAGAGUAUGACAGAGUGCAAAGCCAGGUUCACGAGGCCAUAGGGAAAGCAGACUGCGUCACCAUCCUCUGCAGCGGCUGGUCUAACCUCAAAGAAAAUGGAACCAUUGUUUACAUCGUUGCGACUCCCGUGCCGCUGUUUUACAAAUGCUCUGAGACAAAUGAGCAGACGCACACGAGCGCGUUCAUUGCGGAGGAACUGAAAGGCGUCAUCGACGAGGUCGGGUCGCAGAAGGUCUUUGCUGUUGUCACGGACGACGCCCCGGAAAUGAAGGCCGCGUGGGCUCAGGUGGAGGAGGCUUUCCCGCACGUGUCGGCCGUCGGCUGCACGGCGUACGGCAUCCGUCGCCUCUUUGACGACGUGUUGGCUCAGCCGUCUAUGAAGUCGCUGUGCAGGAGGGCCGAGCAGGUGGUGAGGUACGUUAGAGAGAGAAAAAUAUUAGCUGAGACUUUCAGAUGCUGGCAAAAGACAAAAAUAAGAACCCACACAUCUAAAUGGACGAUGCUGGAGCUGCCCUCCGGCUCUGACUGGACAGGGGUGGUGAACAUGUUCAGGAGCCUCCUCGAGGGACAGACCUCUCUACAAGAAAUGGGCAUAUCUCACACACUGGAUGUUGAAGCAUCCAUCAGGGCUAUUUUGCAGGACUCUGCGUUUUGGGAAGGCUUGAGCAGCAGCCUAAACUUGCUCUACUUGAUCGGGAAUUAUAUUGAUUAUAUAAAGAAAGAAGAAGCCGUGCUCUCUGGUGUUGUUGACGUGUUCAGUCAGCUGAGAUAUCUGAUCGGAUCCUCCCUGUCGGGGUCCGUGCUGCACAGCGGCGAGCAGAAAGCCGUCAUGGCGUCACUGGACAGGUGUCAGGAGUUUUGCGUGAGGCCCAUCCACGCGGCCGCGUACAUGCUCGAUCCAAAGCACGCCGGGCAGCAGCCGCUCUCCGGGGAGCAGAUAAACGGAGCUUACUACGUCAUAUCCAGCCUGUCGCAUCACCUGAACCUCGACGAGGGCAAAGUGCUCGGCAGCUUCGCCCGGUUCUCGGCGAAGCAGGGGCUGUGGAAGGGGGCCGGGAUAUGGAGCUCGUGCCAGCACGUGUCCGCGUCCACCUGGUGGAAGGGCCUGUGUUCGUCCGAGCCGCUUUCCGCCGUGGCCUUCGCUAUACUCCAGAUACCGCCGGCGACGGGCGCCUGCGAGCGCAUGCGGUCGCACUUUUGUAACACUAAAGCGAAGGCUUCUUUCUCGGGCGAAAGGGUUGAAAAACUGGUUGCCGUGCAGGCGAACCUCAACCUCUUGGAGCCUAGUGACUGCGAGUUCGCGCCGCUGGAGAGCGAUGAAGAUAAGAAGGGUUCAUUUCAGUCUGACACUCAUUAGCAACAAUCACUUGUAUGAUUUGUCUGAACUGUCUCAGCUGUUGUUAAACUCCCUUUCGCUCUAUGAAGUAGACGGAUUAGUGUGUUUCAAUCAUCUACAGUGCAUACUUGUGUAGUAUCUUUUUAUUAAGCCUCAGGUGGUAUUAAACCUUAUAACUGCAACCUAAACUACAUUAACGAGGUCAGAUAUUGGUUAGAACAUGUACCUGGUGUGAAUAAAACCAUUGUGUAUUUAUUGAA
Molecule: messenger RNA, 2429 nt
Organism: Mugil cephalus (flathead mullet)
Lineage: Eukaryota; Metazoa; Chordata; Actinopteri; Mugiliformes; Mugilidae
Exons: 3
Coding region: 349-2190 (613 amino acids)
Molecular function (GO): DNA binding
Source: RefSeq, a predicted model, not a curated record